Messenger RNA from Hyphopichia burtonii NRRL Y-1933, 2360 nucleotides. Its product is annotated as tRNA methyltransferase. The transcript has a single exon. The record is from RefSeq and is a predicted model, not a curated record. The coding region runs from base 22 to 2055 and encodes 677 amino acids. NCBI's taxonomy places the organism in Eukaryota, Fungi, Ascomycota, Pichiomycetes, Serinales, Debaryomycetaceae. Gene Ontology annotation, biological process: tRNA methylation; wybutosine biosynthetic process. Gene Ontology annotation, molecular function: tRNA methyltransferase activity; protein binding.
UCCAACAAACCAGGGUCCCCAAUGAAAGAAACCAAUAAAUCAAGUGCCAGGGAUGCUUCUAUAGCGGCUGCAAACCGUAAGAAGAUCGAAAAAGAUCGCCGGAAGAAACAAUACGAUGAUCUUCAAGUUCAAGGGACCAAUAACUCUUCGAUUGUAUCGAAGAGAUCAGUUGAGCUACUUUACUCGACUAAAUUACAACCAGAAUUAACAACCUGGUUCAAGUUUUUUGUGCCAAAGGGUAAAAGAAGAUCGCCAGCCAUUAAUCGGGGGUAUUGGAUUCGAAUGGAAUCAAUUAAAAGAUUGGUUAUGAAGAUUAUCAAUAAUAACCCCACCAAAAAAAUUAAUAUCAUAAAUUUAGGAUGUGGAUUUGAUCCACUACCAUUUCAGCUAUUAGAAAUAUAUUCAGAGACAAGGGACCACUUAUGCUUUCUUGAUAUCGAUUAUCCAGAGUUAUUAGAUAAUAAACUUGAACUAAUCAAAAAAUCCCCAGAAGUUUUAGAUAUACUUGAUGAUUUACAAGAAAUCACCAAAGAAGAACUGGAAUUGGGUAUGAAAUUAAAGUCAGCCAAUUACAAGAUAUUGGGAUGUGACUUGAAAAACGAAAAACUCUACCAAGAGCAGUUGGAAUCAAUGUGUGAACCAGAAUCAGUCAGCGUAUUCAUAGCCGAGGUUUCAUUGGCUUAUAUGCAUCAUCAAGAUGCAAAUAAAAUCAUUGAUAUCUCAAGUAAGUUACCCAACAGUCAUUUCUUGAUCUUAGAACAAAUAUUGCCUGUUGAUAAACAUCAUUCAUUUGCAAAAAAGAUGUUAUACCAUUUCGAACAUUUACGGUCCCCCUUAAAAUGCGUUGAACAUUAUCCCAAAAUUGAAAACCAAAGAGAACGGUUUAGCCAGUGGUUCCACUUUAUUGAAAUCCAUGACUUAUUACAAAAUUGGAACUUAUUAAUUGAUGCUGAUACCAAGGGUAAAGUUAAACAAAUUGAAGAAUUCGACGAAUGGGAAGAGUUUAUUGUGUUUUGUCAGCAUUAUACCAUAGUCCACGCAACCAAUCAAGACUCAGUCAGCUUGUACCAGAAACAAACAAUCAUGCCACCUCCGAAGUUCACCGUUGACCCAACGCCAAUCGAGGUCAGAGUUGAUGAAAAUACAUCACUAGAAUUGAAAUUUGCUGCAAGUGCGUUGCAUCACGGUAAAAUUAUCAUCCAUGGAGGGCUAGCCCAAACUCGUACAAACCAGGUAUUAAGCUAUGACUAUAUCACUGGCCAAACGACGCCUCUUGAAACAAUCAACCCACCAAGUGCCAGAAUGUGCCAUACGGUUACGCCAAUUGCCAAUGGACAAUUAUUGAUGGUCGGGGGUCGCGGCAGACCUCAUCAGACUUUUGCCGAUGUUUACAAACUUACUGAUAAUGCAUGGGUUCAAAUGAAAUCUCUACCUAACGGUCGAUCAAGACACAGUGCAGUUAGUGUUGCCAAUGGGAACUACGUACUUAUAUGUGGAGAUGGCGAUGGUUGCGAAAAAGACGAUAUUUUCCAAAUGUAUAACGUUGAACAGAACACUUGGAUCUCAUUGCAACAAGAACACGAGGUGAUCCCUCCGGUGUCAAGCAGCUCAAUGGUGAUGACCGGAGAAUACACUGGAGUUAUAUACGGGGGUAUGAUUGAAGACGUGACACCUGAAAUUAAUUAUUCAAUUUACGAGUUUGAAAUCAAUAUUGCCAACCACCAAAUUAGACUAACUAAACUCGAUUCAAAUCUACAAUUUGGUAGAAUCGGCAGCCAAUCCUUGGUCAAAGAGAAUAAACUUUACGUAAUAGGUGGUAUACUAAAAGAAAAACCCACUGACAGAUUCGACAGCAUAAUAACUUAUGAUUUAAUCCGCAAACAGUUUUCCUCAACUGAUUUUGGCUCGGACAUAUGGACCCAUCGGUCUCCCACCAUGAUUGGCUUCAAUCUAGUCACGUUGCCAGACCAAAACCAAGCCUGUAUCGUUGGAGGAGGUGGUGUUUGUUACUCUUUUGGCAGUAGUUAUAAUUCAAUCUACUUGAUCAAAUAUUAAUCAACUCACACAAUAAAGAGGCUGCAAUCGGCAGAAAAUCGCCCCAGAAACUAAUCCCCAAUCAGCCGAUUACCACCACGGGAAAAGAGACUCUUUCCCCAAGGACUCCGGCCGAGUUAAACAACGAGAUCCUUAGAUUAUAAAUAAAAUUAGUUUCUUACAAAUUAUCAUGUCAUUGUAUGUACUUAUUUUAGUGUUUUUUAACCACCUUACAUUUCUCGUUAUUAUUUAGUCCCUUUUGUAUGGGGUAAUAACUAAUGGUAAGUUCGGCUAUCCAGAUUAUUCUGGUGGAUUCUAGCUAAAUC